Messenger RNA from Hypomesus transpacificus, 2139 nucleotides. It is a transcript of the gene pcolceb, whose product is annotated as procollagen C-endopeptidase enhancer b. NCBI's taxonomy places the organism in Eukaryota, Metazoa, Chordata, Actinopteri, Osmeriformes, Osmeridae. Gene Ontology annotation, molecular function: protein binding. The transcript is spliced from 9 exons. The coding region runs from base 54 to 1829 and encodes 591 amino acids. The record is from RefSeq and is a predicted model, not a curated record.
CCUCUCCCUCUUUCUCUGGAUAGUUCUCUCUCUGGGACUAGGAGGACGUCAAGAUGGGGUUGAGUGUGUGCGUGUGGAGCAUUUGGUAUCUUCUGACCCUGACCCUGAGAUGGACCCAGGCACAAGGUCAGACCAACUUCACCAGGCCUAUCUUCCUCUGUGGGGGCCACUUGGUGACCGACUCUGGCUUUGUGGCCAGUGAGGGUUUCCCCAGCCAGUACAAACCCAACAGCAAGUGUACCUGGUACAUAACUGUCCCCGAGGGCCACGUGGUCAUGCUCUCCUUCCGCCUCUUCGACCUGGAGGCCGACCCCACGUGUCGCUACGACUACCUGGACGUUUACAACGGCCACUCCCACACGGUGCAGAAGCUGGGCCGCUUCUGCGGAACGUUCCGGCCGGGGGCGCUCCUCUCCACCUCCAACACCAUGAUGCUGGAGAUGGUGUCUGACGCCAGCUCCGGGGGGAGGGGCUUCGUGGCUUACUUCAGCGGGGGGAAGCCUCAUGUGGACGAGGACCAGUUCUGUGGGGGGAGACUGACAAAGUCUCAGGGAUCCAUCAAGACACCAAACUGGCCCAACUCGGAUUACCCAGCAGGCAUCAGCUGCUCCUGGCACAUCUCCGUGGAGCCCAGCAACGUGAUUGAGGUCAAAUUUCAGAAGCUUGACAUAGAGCCCGACAUUUACUGUCGCUAUGACUACGUGGCCUUCUUCAACGGGGGGGAGAGGGACGACUCCCGACGCAUUGGGAAGUACUGUGGAGACCGGGUCCCAGGAACCAUUGUGACCACUGGGAACGAGCUCCUGGUCCAGUUUGUCUCUGACCUCAGUGUUACCUCAGAUGGGUUCAUGGCCCACUAUUCCAGCGUUCCCCGGGGGUCCCGGACCCCCACGGCCGGGGGGGACACCCUCCACGGGCCACAGUCCGGCUCCCAAAUCCACAAACCCCUCUCCAAGCCCACCAAAUCAACCCCCAAACCCAAAACAGGCCUCCGGGUGAAACCUACCACAAAACUCGCCACCAGGCCAGGGGUGAGAACACCAGUGAAGCCCCCUCCACGUAAACCUACAGCCAGACCUGGUGUUAGGCCUACCCCUAAGCCCAAACAAGUUAAACCCAGAGUAAAGCCAACAACUAAACCUGGUGCGAGGUCUAACUCAACCUCUAAGCCUAGCACCAAGACCAAACCCACACUUAAACCUGGAAUGAAGGCUAAAGCCAAGCCCACGGCCAAACCUGGGGUCAAGCCAGUGAAGCCACCCCUUAAGCCUGGAGUUAAACCUGGUGUCAAGCCUACACCCAGAACAGGGAUGAAACCUACUCCUAAACCAAAGACCAAACCUAAAGUGACAGCCAAACCUGGGAAGAACAAGACGGUUACCAAGAAACCUGUUGCCAAGAAACCUGUUGCCAAGAAACCUGUUGCCAAGAAACCUGUUGCCAAAUCCCUACCAGUAAACCCGCUGUGUACACAGGCCUGUAAGCGGACUGGCACUUUACAGUCCAACUUCUGCCCAAACGAUUUUGUGAUCACAGGUAAGGUGACCUCCCUUCUCCCUGGUGUGAGGGGUAGCGUGACAGUGGAAGUGUCCCUCAUCAAGGCUUACAAGACUGGUCGCUUGGCUGUCACCCAAUCAGGACCGGUUUCGUCGGUUACGGUGACCUCCACCUGCAAGAAAUGCCCCAGUCUACGCAAAGGAGCCAAUUACGUGUUGAUGGGUCAGGUGGAUGCGGAGGGGCGUGGCCUUCUUAACCCCUCCAGCUUUGCCCUUUUGUACAAGGCGAUCCACGCCAAAGCACUGGCCAGUCUCACACGCAAAUCUUGCUGACCUCACAGUCCAGUCCAGCAGCUACUGCGGGGGGUGAUCUGACGCCUCACACUCCUCAUACCAUGCAGAAACACUAACAACAACAACAACGAGAAGCAUAGUGAGUUUAAAUUGGCCGAACGUAUAAAAGGGACAGGUUGAUAACAUAACCUCAGGUAAAAAAAAAAAAAAAGAAGAAAACAUGCAUUUGUUCUUGUAUUUUCUAUUUUCCCUUUUUUACACUCAGAUAUGGAAAUUUGUUUGUGUAUAUAAAUGAUAUUUCUGUGAUUAAAGGAUGUAUAACUGAAGAACAACCCCCCUAGAGACUCAA